UCCUCAAUAUAGAGUUACCUGUCUACUUGCCUGUGUGACGUCACACUCAAAAUAGAUGGAUUCGUAAAGGUAGGCAGGGUGUAACCAUGUGUAGAAAUGGUAUUUGUUAGAGUUCUCUUAGUCGUCGUCUGUAUCCAUCUAUGCUUGGGACAAGAGUGUGGCACUGGUAGGAGAGAGGGUGCAUCGUGCGGGACCGAGAAGUGGCGACAAGACAGUUUCUGUUUUCAUGCAAGAUGUAUUCAUAGCAUAGAGCGGCCGUUCAAGCUCAAGGUGGUCAUUGUUUAUCCGGAAGACAGCUUGUCAACAGAGGAACGGCAACAGGGAAUGCUAGUGGUAGGAGAGGGUCUAGAACUGAGCUGGCAGAAGAAGAAGAAGCUACGCAAGGGACCGAGGAACCAAUGGUUUCUGACUCUGUCAUACGUCGGCGGCGGAAAAGCGGUCCUCUGUCAAGUGCCAUCUCAAUGCGAAACGACGCAACGACAUCUAGAAUUUCGCGUUUUCUUGGGUAAUAAGGACAUGUUAGGUUCAAACUUUCGUGUCGAUCUGCCCGUGUCUCGUUCGUUAAUGCCAAAAAAUGACAUCGAAAUUCCACAAGUGUCUUUCUAUCCUUGGUUUAACGGACGAAACUGUACAGUCAUUCGGCCCAAGUCCUAUCAGCUGGAAGGCAUCGGAGCGAGGACGAUUUCUCUACUUCUGCCUCCUAGCUUCUACGAAAACAAGUUUAAGAGAUAUAAGACUCUGAUUGCGUACGGACACAGCACCGUUCUGUCGAUGAAAACAGUCAUAGCAGACGCUACAGUCAGACGAGGGCUGAUGGAAGAAAUUGUAGUUGUUGGGCUGGAAGUGAAGGACAGCGUAGGUGAUGUUAUACCCACUCAUGCACCCGUUCUCAAAUGCAAGCACCGUCCUUUGAAACGUGGCGAUCGAACAUGUGAUUACUGUAUCAAGUGUCUAUCGGACGAGUUUACCGAGCCGUGCGAUAAGUUCGAAUUUCUUCGCGAGAUCAAUAAAUGUGCCAGCAAAUGGACGGUACCGGGGCAAGGAUACCAUUAUCUCGGUAGCGUUCUAGACGUCGUGUUGCCCCAGUUAUCGACUAAGUAUAGGACAAACACAAAUAGGAAAUCGUUGGGAAUCAUGGGGUACGGGUUGGCCGGCAUGAUGGCCUGUCAUGCGGCUCUCAAACUGAGCAAUCGUUUUAGUACAGCCAUCUGUAUGUCGUCGCGAUUUUCGUGGCCGGAUCUCGACCCAAACCGACGCGACUUCUUCGAUUUGUUGGAGACGAACUUGAAGAAUGUCGAAACGAUGAGACUAUACAUCGAUGCGAACGAGAACGACGACUGGCAGUUCACGACUGCAGCGGUAUCGGAUGUGGCAAAGGAGGCCGUGCAGUUGCUUCAGGAUAAAUAUCAGUUGACUCUCAAUAGAGAGCUUUUCUACUUUCCGUUGACGUACAACGGACAAGGCAAGAUAGACACGCUCAAGCCGAGAAUAGUCGUUGCCAGAUUGUGGGUCCCACUUACAACAAUGUACAAAAGUGUCGGCAAUGCUGUUGCUUCUCAAUCGUCUUGCUCUUCUACAUUAAUAAAGCAGAGUGCUGCUGCUUUAGUCGCGGCCGGUGAUAAAGUUGGAAGUGGCCGGCCUGGCUUUUAUGGGCAAGCAAGUCAUCUGGUGGACAACCCUGAGGGUGACUCUUGCAAAGAUCGUGUCUCAAUCUUUGCUAUGAUUGGCAGCAUCCUGGGAACAUUCGUUGGUACUCUGGUGCUUACCAUAAUUGUCAUGUACAUGUGCCGUUCACCAACCGCAAGUAAGACAAAGAUACCGGAGGUAGACUCACUGAUCCAGUAGACAGGCAAACGCGCGUGCAUUGUGAAUAUAGAGACUCAAAGCGACAUGUAGACGUUACACUUUAGCUUUUCGACGCGUACGUCUUACUAGUGUAACAUUAAUAUUCACUGUUUGCAAUAGCAUUCACAAGUUGGAUGUAACUGCAUACCAUUAGCAACUGUAUACCAUUAGCAACACUCAAUUGUAACAGCUAGCUAGCGCAUAACCCGCACAAACACCUACAGUUUGUUAGAUGGUUUCACCGUACGUAUAGCGUUUAUAGAAACAAUCAAUUGUAGCUAUUAGGCUUUCAUAAACGGCUGAAGAUUGCGAUGCAUAUCAUGGAUGACUGUGGAGAUGACCGGUUCAUGUGGAGAUGACCGGUGCAUGUAGAGCUGGCUGCGGUAUCUGCAACACGUGCUGGUAAAAAACGUCGCCGGACUUUCGUCUGUUUGGUAGAAGCCCCCCUUUUUUAUCAGCGCACUCCAUUUGCGUACAGUCGACGACAGACGCCCAGAAUGGCUACUCACUGGACUCACCUGAAGGUGCGCGGUGGGACCCCGAGGCUGCCGUAAGACGGUAUCGAUGACGGAUUGGAUUUGGCUAAUCGUUUGCCUGUACGCCAGUGCUCUAGCAGCCAUUGUAUUUACAGGCGCUUUAGGACUCUCUCUUGGAAUUCGUCGUCGUUACGUAGAGACCCUAAUCUACUUGUUCGAGUUGGGUCGCAAACGGAUAGAGGAGAAGGAGAGAGAACGUGUUAUCAGAAAGCGGCAGAGGUUACCUGAGUCCGAGUCUUUCGACGAUGGUGUAAAUCAGACGGGCGAUGGUAAUCAAUGCGAAGAAGAAGAAGGAGUACGCUCGGAUCUUGGGAAGAUUCCUCGAACGCGCUCGUUUGGAACGUUCAAACGAGAGUUCAACUUGACGGACUCGUGCGAUUUCGCUGUAAACGGAAUAAACGCGGUAGUCGAAGAUGAAGUUACAAAAUACUUUUCUGCUGCAGGUUUUCAAGCGCCGAUAGAAAAUCUGCCAUUAAUUUGGCCAAGGGGAUGUAUUGACGUCGUCACCCUCAUGGAGCAGGCAUCUAUUGGUGAUGUGGUGG
This is a messenger RNA of Corticium candelabrum, 2923 nucleotides long. RefSeq lists its product as uncharacterized. Lineage: Eukaryota; Metazoa; Porifera; Homoscleromorpha; Homosclerophorida; Plakinidae. The record is from RefSeq and is a predicted model, not a curated record. Bases 97 to 1845 code for a protein of 582 amino acids. The transcript is spliced from 5 exons.